AUGAACUUCAAUUUAAAGGCUGCUGGCACUCUACUUUCACGAGCUAAACAGUUCACUGAAGAAAAACUAGGACAAGCAACCGAUCGAACUGAAUACGAUGAGAACUUCGAAGAAAUGUUGGCGCGAGCGGAUCGGACAAAAUUAUGGACGGAACGCUUAGCAUCACAUGUUGAAACUGUUCUUCAACCUAAUAUUAAUGAACGUCUUGAAGAAUUUAUACUAACAAAACUCGAUCAAAAAACUGUAAAUAAACCAAAUAUUUAUGAACAACUCGGUCAAUGUAUGUGUGAAGCAGGAAAUGAUUUUGGUCCAUCAACACAAUACGGUUCAGCAUUGAUCAAAUGUGGCCAAUUUCAUCAAAAAUUAGGCCUUGCCCAUAAGGAAUUUGUUCAUUCAUCAGCUGGUGGUUUUAUGCAACCAUUAAAAAGUUUUCUCGACGGUGAAAUGAAGUCACUAACAAAAGAACGUCGUACAUUAGAAAUCAAACGUCUUGAUCUUGAUGCUGCAAAAUCCAAAAAGAAAAAGUCAAAAACAAUUAAUAGUAAUGUAGCAAUUGCAAUGGCCGAUAGUUCGGAUACGGAAUUACGUCAUGCACAAGCAGAAUUCGAUCGUCAAUUAGAACUAACUCGUUUAAUGCUUGAUGGUUUAAAUAAUUCCCAUACUCAUCAUUUACGUUGUUUAAAUGAUUUAGUCGAAUCUGAAGUUCAAUAUCAUCGGCAGUCUGUUCAAAUUCUUGAAGAUUUACGUAAACAACUUGGCUUAUCGAAAUCAUCAUUGAAUUCAACAGCAGCGGCUACUGCUGCUGCUGCUUCAUCGACACCUCGUACAAUUCAAGCAUUACGAACUGCUACUGUUAAAUUUGAUUACGAUGCGUCAGAUCAUCAUGAACUAAGUGUUCUUGCAAAAGAAACUGUAAACAUAAUUCUUGAUGAUAAUGAAAAGCAUUCCCAUGAUUCUGACUGGAUAACAGUAGAACGACCACAGACAAAAGAACGAGGACGUGUACCACGAGCAUAUUUGCAUAUUGAUACAUUACUUUUCUGA
Molecule: messenger RNA, 1044 nt
Organism: Rotaria socialis
Lineage: Eukaryota; Metazoa; Rotifera; Eurotatoria; Philodinida; Philodinidae
Source: the annotation of a GenBank genome assembly